GGACAGCAGAAGGAUUCACGAGGUCGAGCCGUCCCUGAAUUCGCAGCCCCCACGUGUGGGAUCAUCGCCCCCCAUCCCACAGGAUUUCCCAUUCCUAGCACAUGGCAGGCUGCGAAGAAGAGGAAGACCCUGUCCUUGUCCUUCCUCUCCCAGAGCAGGAGCUGAGGAUGGAGAGCAGGGAGGACAAAUCCCCGUGGCAGAACCUCGUGGAAGAGGCCGUUUUGAGCGGCUCCACGGUGCAGGAACCCAACGGGGAGGAAAAGCCCCGGAGAUGCCGCAUGAGGAGGAGCUGCAAACGCAGAUCACGGGGAUCUGAGGAGGAAAGACCCACCCUGUGCCGGGGAGGCGGCCGGAGAUGGAGCCAGAGCUCGGAGCUGGUGGUCCCUGAGCAGCUCCAGGAUGGGGAGAAGCCCCACAAGUGCUCAGAGUGUGGGAAGAGCUUCAGGUACAGCUCCCAGCUGAGCAGGCACCAGAGGACCCACACUGGGGAGAGGCCCUACGAGUGUGGGGAGUGUGGGAAGAGCUUCCGCCAGAGCUCCAACCUGCUCGUGCACCAGAUGAUCCACACUGGGGAACGGCCCUACGAGUGUUCUGAGUGUGGGAAGGGGUUUAAGACCAGCUCCGAUCUCCUCCUGCACUACCGGAGUCACACAGAGGAGAGGCCCUUCUGCUGCCCUGACUGCGGGAAGGGAUUCAAGUACAACCCAAACCUCAUGAGGCACCAGAGGAUCCACACUGGGCAGAGGCCCUACGAGUGUGGACAGUGUGGGAAGAGCUUCAGCCUGAGAUCCAGCCUGGUCAGCCACCAGAGGAUCCACACUGGGGAGAGGCCCUACGAGUGUUCCAAGUGUGGGAAGAGGUUUAAGACCAGCUCCGAUCUCCUCAAGCACUAUCGAGUUCACACAGAGGAGAGGCCCUUCUGCUGCCCCGACUGUGGGAAGGGAUUCAGGAGGAACUCCCACCUCAUCAGCCACCGGCGCAUCCACACCGGGGAGAGGCCCUACGAGUGUCCCCAGUGUGGGAAGAGGUUCUCAGACCACUCGUUCUUUACCCGACACCAACGGAGGCACCGGUGAGGGAAGCCCUGUGAGUGCCCCGAGUGCGGGAAGAGCUUCGUGCGCUGCUCCAGCUCCAUCCCCCACUGCAGGACCCAGGUUGGGCACAGCCCUGGUGACCCACAUUCCCUGUGAUCUAUGUUGGGGACAAUAUUCUGGAGGAUAGAUGUGGGUUCUGGAGGUAUACUGGAGGAUAGAUGUGGGUUCUGAGGGUAUUUUGGGCAGUGUACUCCAUCUCUUUGCCCUCCAAAAGCCAAGAGGGUCACCUCAAAACAACUCAAUCCCACUGAAAACAACUCAAUUUUAAUUCAUAUGGGCUCAAUCCCACCUCAAAAUGGCUUGUCCCCACCUAAAAAAAACUCAAUCCCACGCCAAACUCGCUUGUUUCCACAGCCGCCAGGUUGAGAUGGGGUUGGAAGGAGAUUGGGAGAAGUGGGAUCCCAGUUUGGAGCGGUGGGAUGGGGAUUGUGUGGAGCUGGGUGGCUGGGAUGUAUUUGAUAGUGAAUAAAACUUUCAGACUUACUGAUUUCUGUCAUAUUAAUUUUCAGUCCGUGGCAGUUCUGUUUUCAGAGUGCCACCUUCUCAGCUGAUUGUGCUUGUGUCCU
Molecule: messenger RNA, 1660 nt
Organism: Vidua chalybeata
Lineage: Eukaryota; Metazoa; Chordata; Aves; Passeriformes; Viduidae
Product: zinc finger protein 239-like
Exons: 2
Coding region: 102-1076 (324 amino acids)
Biological process (GO): negative regulation of transcription by RNA polymerase II
Molecular function (GO): DNA-binding transcription repressor activity, RNA polymerase II-specific
Source: RefSeq, a predicted model, not a curated record